UAAUUCCAAUUGAGAAGGUCUUUGGAUCUUCUUCCUCUUUUCUUCGUCGCAACCAGAACCGGAGAUCAAUAUCGACCGUGUCUCUGCGUGUGGGGUUUCUCUCCUUUGAAUCAGGUCUCGUUCCGAUUCCACAGUCAAAUCUCACUGUGUUGCUCUGUUGACUUCAAAAAAUGGCGCCGGUUUCAGCUCUUGCGAAGUACAAGCUCGUCUUCUUGGGAGACCAGUCCGUCGGCAAAACCAGCAUCAUCACUCGCUUCAUGUACGACAAGUUCGACAACACCUAUCAGGCUACAAUUGGUAUUGAUUUUCUAUCAAAAACAAUGUAUCUUGAAGAUCGAACUGUACGACUGCAGCUGUGGGAUACGGCCGGACAGGAGAGAUUCAGAAGUCUUAUUCCAAGCUACAUUAGGGACUCAUCUGUUGCUGUUAUUGUAUAUGAUGUUGCAAGCCGGCAGACUUUCCUAAACACAGCAAAGUGGAUUGAAGAGGUGCGAACAGAGAGAGGCAGUGAUGUCAUUAUUGUUCUUGUUGGUAACAAGACUGAUCUUGUUGAAAAGAGGCAAGUCUCGAUAGAGGAAGGAGAAGCAAAAGCACGUGAACUCAAUGUUAUGUUUAUUGAAACUAGUGCAAAAGCUGGGUUUAAUAUAAAGGCCCUAUUUCGAAAAAUUGCUGCAGCAUUACCUGGGAUGGAAACACUAUCUGCUGCAAAACAAGAAGACAUGGUUGAUGUUAACUUGAAAUCCUCAACAGCCAAUCCUCAGUCCCAACCCCAGUCAAGUGGAUGUGCUUGCUGAAUGUGCUUUAUCUUGUGCUUGCACUUUUUCUGUGUCAUGCUUUUUGUUUUAUGCAGGGUUCUCUAGUCUUUUACAGCAUUGUUUGAAAAGAGUAAGGAUAUAAAAGUCGGGCGGGUUAGGGUUGAAAAGUUUCAUCUAGUAUCUAGCAGAAAUAUCUUGUUAGCUGGUUAUGCCUUCAACAAUGUACUAAUGUAGUGAAAGUUGGCCAACUUAAUAUUGAAUUGUUCAUUGUAUUGUACCCUAUAAAACGUGUGAUAAAUUUAAAAUUUUGUAUGUUCGUUUGGA
Molecule: messenger RNA, 1079 nt
Organism: Arachis stenosperma
Lineage: Eukaryota; Viridiplantae; Streptophyta; Magnoliopsida; Fabales; Fabaceae
Product: ras-related protein RABH1b
Exons: 6
Coding region: 171-794 (207 amino acids)
Molecular function (GO): GTP binding; GTPase activity
Source: RefSeq, a predicted model, not a curated record